AUGUUUCCAAGUAUUGAGAAGUUUGAUCCUGAACCUGCAAUUGCUGACUUGCUGGUGGUGAAGACCAUGGGCAAGAUGAUCCAAGAUGAAUGUGAUCUGAAAGGGAUUGCCCUCCCUGAGGCUGUAAAGAACAGACUUCUUCAGCUUGAAGAAGUGAUAUUCUUCGGGGCGCCUACCACUCCUGAAGCUUUCAGGGCAACAGCUCAGGGUCAGUCGGGUAUUCCAGCCAGGGGAAAUCUGACCCAGAGCCCCGCAGACAGCCCUGCCAGAGUAAGCCUGACCCAGAGCCUCGCAGACAGCCCUGCCAGGGGAAAUCUGACCCAGAGCCUCGCAGACAGCCCUGCCAGGGGAGUUCUGACCCAGAGCCCCGCAGACAGCCCUGCCAGGGGUAGUCUGACCAAGAGCCCUGCAGAGAGCCCUACCAGUGGAAGUCGGACCCAGAGCCCCACAGACAGCCCUGCCAGGGGAAGUCGGACCCAGAGCCCUGCAGAGAGCCCUUCCAGUGGAAGUCGGACCCAGAGCCCCGCAGACAGCCCUGCCAGGGAAAGUCAGACCCAGAGCCCCGCAGGACAUACAGCCAGUGAAAGUGUGGCCCAGAGCCCUGCAAGACGUGCAGCCAAUGAAGGGCUAACCCAGAGCCUCGCAGACAGCCCUGCCAGGGGAGUUCUGACCCAGAGCCCCGCAGACAGCCCUGCCAGGGGUAGUCUGACCAAGAGCCCUGCAGAGAGCCCUUCCAGUGGAAGUCGGACCCAGAGCCCCGCAGACAGCCCUGCCAGGGGAAGUUGGACCCAGAGCCCUGCAGAGAGCCCUUCCAGUGGAAGUCGGACCCAGAGCCCUGCAGACAGCCCUGCCAGGGGAAGUCCGACUUAUAGCACUGCAGACAGCCCUGCCAAGACACCAACUCGUACAUCAUUGAGGUUGGCAGAGAAGAGGGCAAUAAACAGUGAAAGGGGUGAAAGCCCAGUAAAGGCUACAGAGUCCUCAAAGUCGGGAGAGGAGGGGGCGAUGGAGGAAGAGGAGGUGGAGGAGGGGGCGAUGGAGGAAGAGGAGAUGAAGGAGGGGGCGAUGGAGGAAGAGGAGAUGAAGGAGGGGGCUAUGGAGGAAGAGGAGAUGAAGGAGGGGGCGAUGCAGGAAGGGGAGAUGAAGGAGGGGGCGAUGCAGGAAGGGGAGAUGAAGGAGGGGGCGAUGGAGGAAGGGGAGAUGGAGGCCGAGGCCACAGAGGAUGCUGUAGAGCUGGAAGAGCCGAGUGCUAGAGAGAGAGUGUUGGAGGCUAGAGUAAAGGAGUUGGAGGCCAGGGAGAAAGAAUUUGAGGCCAGGGAAAGGGCGCAUUUGGCCAGAGAAGAGGAAUUGAUUUCAUUUAUCUAA
Molecule: messenger RNA, 1365 nt
Organism: Dreissena polymorpha
Lineage: Eukaryota; Metazoa; Mollusca; Bivalvia; Myida; Dreissenidae
Product: sialidase-like
Exons: 8
Coding region: 1-1365 (454 amino acids)
Source: RefSeq, a predicted model, not a curated record